Molecule: messenger RNA, 4671 nt
Organism: Drosophila nasuta
Lineage: Eukaryota; Metazoa; Arthropoda; Insecta; Diptera; Drosophilidae
Exons: 1
Coding region: 615-3020 (801 amino acids)
Biological process (GO): positive regulation of MAPK cascade; adenylate cyclase-activating adrenergic receptor signaling pathway
Cellular component (GO): plasma membrane
Molecular function (GO): octopamine receptor activity
Source: RefSeq, a predicted model, not a curated record
CUUGAAACGCUUCGUAGUGAAGAUCGUGCUCGAUCGACGCGCGGAAAACAAUAAAAUAAAACAAAUCCCACAAAAAGAAGAAAUACACAAAUUUGUUAAACACCAAAUUGGCGUGUACAAUUUUGUACAACAGUGAACAAAAACAAACAAAACGAAAAAGAAAUUUUUUUUUUAGAAAUUUUUGUUCAAAUAUCGACGACGAGCUUCGCGUGGAAAUUAGCAAGCGUUUACAAGAAACAAGCCAAAAACAAGAAAAAAGCAAAUUCAAUAAAUUGGAAAACUUAUCGAGAAGCAAAAAACAACUAAGAAAUACAAAAAGAAGAAACACAACGUGUGCAACGUGUAAACCAAGUGAAAUUUUUCGUGAGUGCCCAAAAAAACAACAACAACAAAGCAAAACAUAAACCAAAAGAAAAAAAAGCAAAAGCUACAAGCUAAAGCAAAAGCAACAGAGCAAAUACUUCAGUUGAUCGUAUCAAAGUGGCUCUCAAACUGUAAAGUGAUGUGCGUGCCAAAAGCACAACAAAUACAACACAAACAACAACCGCAACAACAAAGACAAUUUGUUAAGGAUAAGGAAGUAACCAUUAGACAAACGUUAAGCACAUAAAGAAAUGGCCAUAGAUUUUUUAAUAUUGGCCCUGCUGCUCAUCUCGUUCAUCAUCAACCUGCUGGCGUUGUGCGCAUUCUGGAUAACUCCCGGACUGCGCACCACAGCGAAUCGCUUCACCAUCAACUUGCUGAUCAUCAAUCUGAUCGGCUGCUGCAUCUUGGCACCCACCCUGGUGCUGAGUGGCGUCAAGAGUCUGUCGGCCCAGACAACGGGAGCUACAGCGAACGGCGAUAGCAUCGAGUACUACUCAAAGCCCGGCAAUCAUCAGUUGACCAUACGUCAUCAUGGCCAACUUGUCGAGCAGGAGGGCAUUGUGGAGAGUCACAACAACACCAAUACCAUUGAGAUCUUCAAGUGCAAUCAGUCCCAUUGCCGUGAACUGACCAUCAAUGAGCGUGGCGAUGGCAUUCUCGUCACCGAAAUCGAAACAAAGGAGGAUAAUCUGAGUGCAGCGGUGCACAACAACAUUACGCCGCCGAUGUUGCCAGCGGUGCAGCUGCGUUGCUGGUCCAUUGACAUGGCCGCCGCACUGGGCGCUCUGGCCGUCCUCCUGGUGGUGGGUGACACCUGGUGUGCUGUCACCGAUCCGUUGCGUUAUCACAGUCGCAUCUCGGGUGUGAAGACCUGGAUAUUCAUCACACUCACCUGGACGGUGGGCAUACUCUUUGGAGCCUUGUCCGCUUUUCGUGUGAUCGACUUUGAGGCUGAUACGCUGCUCAGUCGGCAGCGACGAUUGGCGGCCACGUACUUUAACAUCAGCAGCACCAACAGCAUCUUUGAUGUGGUCUUUGCCAGCGUCUAUUUCAUUGUCAUCAUCCUGCUGCCAUUUGGUUUCGUUUGUGGCAUGUAUUGGCGCAUCUUCAGCGAGGCACGCGGCAAUGGUUUGCGCAUGCGACAGAAUGGAUCAUCGCCGCUGCUGCAGAGUGCACUGAAUCUUACUAAUCAUGCACAGGCCACACAGGCGACGCCCUUCUCGAACAGUUUGUGUGUGCAUCGUCAUUCCAUCUCCUCGGCGAGCUCGCAUGGCGGUGGCGCCAUCAGCGGUGGACUGCAGAUGCAAAUCGAUCAGCGACCACGCAGCUCACCGAGUUGCCUGCGUCGGGAUUCGGCUGCCAAGGUGUUGCUGCCCACCAUCUCGGACGAUGGCUCCGAUGGUGAUGUGGAGAGCAACAGCGGAGCUGGUGCGCAUCAGCUGAUGAGUGUGCCGGAGCAAACGCUGGCAGAUCGCAAUCAGAACAUUCUGCUGACACUGCAAACGGCCAGCGGUGAGAUCAAACGCAACUAUUCGGCCAGACAGUUGCCUCUGCUGGGUACUUCGUCGCAGGAUCUGCGCGAGUUGCAUCGCCUGCAGGGAAUACGUCAGGUGCACAGUUCACCGAAUCUGCACAAGUACACGGAACUGCUGCAGGAUACGUUGAUGGGUGAUGAGUGCAGUUCGCCGCAUUUGUUGCACGCCCAGCGACAGCAGCAACACUCACAGCAGCAGUUGCAGCAACAGCAGCCGGCACAGCAGCAGCAACAGCCACUGCAGCAGCAACAGCAGCUGCACACACACUUCAAUUCGGGACGUCAACAGAGCAAUGGACACGCCCUGCAAAUACCCGCCAUACACGCCUCGCCCAAGGCGCUGAGCUACAUGAGUUCGCUGCGUCAUCGGCUUAGCAACGCCAGCUCGCUGUUCAAGUAUCGCGAGGAAUCGCGCGCCGCACGCAUUAGCAUCCUGGUGGUCGUGAUGUUUGUGGUCUCCUAUCUGCCCUAUGGACUGUUGGUGCUGCUGCAGUCGCGUCUCUCGGCCGCCAACUUUGGCGGCUCCACACAGUUGGCCAUCUUCAUGAUACUGCUGGCCAAUCUGAGUUCACCCUUCAUCUUUGCCUACCGCAACAAGCGUGUGCGACGCGGCGUUAAGCGUCUGUUUGGUCUGGAUGCCGCGAGCACGUUGCAGCGUCAUCACAGCAGCAGCAUGAAGGCUAAUGGCAAUAGCGGUGCGGCGACUUCGACAAGUGCGGCGCAGUUGCAACGCAACAGCAGCAAAUUGUCGCAGUACAGCAGCAACAGUUGCCGCUAUCUGACGCCGCAGAGUUCGGUGAUCAGUCAAUGCCAAACGACGCCGGUGCACACGACUCUGACGUUGCGCCCCAACAGCAGCUGUAGCACCAUCAUCAAUUUCGGUGGUGCCACCAAGGGAUCAGCGGAUUCGGAUGAUGUGCCCUCGCUGGAGGCAACACCGCCGCCACAACAGCGUGCCACACGGCCCAAGUUGCAACGUGGCAUCACCAUUGUGGAGCAUAUUCAUAUAGCCGGGUCACCGCCAAAGUUUCAGGCGCGUCGCGGACUGUUUGAUAUGUUCUUUCGUGGCUCGAAGAAGCUGCAGUCCAGCUGCACACAGUCAGCGCCAACGGAGGUCUAAAGCCGAAAUCUAGUGUUAAGUAAUAACUACUAAAUGUUGAUUGCUUGCUGAAGAAUUCGCAGAACAGUAUUCGUAAUGUCUUAAGUUUAGAGAACUAAGCCAAAAACCAAAACAAAAAAAACACAAACACUUAUAAACAUGCUGUGCUAGAAGCUUCUCAUGCCAAAAAAUGGAAAAAAGAAUAUGUAAUAUUAAAGAAAAAUAACAAAAAACACACACAUUUUAUUGAAACUCUCACUUACAUAUGUAAUAUGCCUGUGCUUGUCAAACUGUGAGUGCUGCAAAAUGCACAGGCAACAGCAACAUGUACCUUGUCAAACAAAACAAAUAAUCCAAAAAAAAGUAAACUCUGUACAAGUCGCUUGAAAAGAAACAAAUAAUAACAAAAUGUUGAAAACAUAUUUUAAAAAGUAAAUAACAUUAAAUUGAUAUCAAACUGUAAACGGGAACCAAGCAGCCAAUUUCAAGUACCUAAAACUGUCUAAACAUAUGAAUAAUAACCGUCAAUUGCUUGAGACUCUUAAAAAACACACUCACAUACAUAAAAAACAAGCACGACAUCUUUUAAUUUAUUAUUACUUAAGUCGAUAUACAUACAAUAUUUAUUAAUUAAACACGACAAGCUUUAACUAAAAACGAAAAAAACAAUACAACACAAACAAAAACAUUCUGGCUAAAAGAAAAAACCCAACGCUAAGCAUUCAAUUCAUAAGUUUUAGAUUAAGUCAAUGUGCAAAGCAUAUAUAAAUGUGUAUUAUAUUUUACUAUAGAUUGUAACUUCUAGAACUGGCACUUAGUGUCACUAAAAACAAGGAGGAGAAAACCGAAUCGAACCAAACCGAACCGAACUAAUUCUUGGCAUUGCAAGCGGCAGUUUUCAUAUUGAAAACUUGUAUCGCCGGUCUAUGCAAUGUUGAUUUUUUAUCAGUUUGUCAGUUGGUCAAUGAGCGCAACUUUAUAAUUUCAACAAUUAAAGUCAAUUUCGCUGUCCAAAACUUCAGUCAUUGCAUGUGCAGCUAAAUACCUCAUUAGUUUUAAUUUAAACAACAAAUAUAAUAUACAAUAAACAAUGUCUUAAUGGGUUUGCAGUAUGUGCCACAACUUGUCGGUGGCAAGUGCUGCACCAUUAGCAUUAUGCCAACUCAGACCGAAAGCUUUAUAAUACCUAAGUUCAAUUCUAUUCUAUUUUGUCUUUCUUUCUUAAUUUGCCGCCAUUCGACUUGCUUAUAACUAGAAAUCGCCUUUUGUAAUAUUAUGAUAAAUAUGAAACACAAAACACAAAAACAAAAACAAACCUCGAAUUUAUAUUUCUAAAGAUUUACAUGAGAAAUUUAUAUGUAUGUAUUAUGAAUAUACUAUAUUUAAUAUCUUUGUGUGUAGAAAACUAAAAAAAUUAUGAAAAACAGUUCCCAGAAAUUGCAAAAGAAAAAAAGAAAAGAAAUUCAUGUGAUGUCAAGCCGACAGAGAAAGAGAGAAAGCAUUAAAAAACUAACUAAAUCAUGUAUUAGUAGUUUAUAUAUUACAUACACCAAAAACACAAACACACACACAUACAUUCAUAUAUGUCCAAAUAUAUGUAUAAAUAGUACUAUUUCCUAAUUAAUGCAACUGUCAAACGCUAUAUACGAUUAAUGUAAACCAAAAACACAAA